This is a messenger RNA of Pieris napi, 646 nucleotides long. RefSeq lists its product as uncharacterized. NCBI's taxonomy places the organism in Eukaryota, Metazoa, Arthropoda, Insecta, Lepidoptera, Pieridae. The record is from RefSeq and is a predicted model, not a curated record. Bases 130 to 633 code for a protein of 167 amino acids. The transcript has 4 exons.
CUAGAUCAAGAGGAAAUCUUAAAGCUUAUUUGUGAACAAAUUCUGGUACCUGAGGGAUGGAAAACGAAGAAGGACGAUGAGAAGAUACAUGUAUUACUUUUCACCUCUCAUGGUCUCUGUCAAUAUGCGAUGAACACGGGUAUGCGUGCAGAUGUAACAUUCGAUGAUGACAAUGAAAGGUUUGACCUUAGCAAUCUCAUUCGCCAACAAAAUGCCGUCAGGACUAAUGCUUUUGAUCCUCAAUCUUCUGAAGAAUAUAGACGAAUGGGCCACAACUUCAGAAAAAAAGCAAGAAAAAUGCCAGCAAGCAUUGCUAGAUCUAGAGAUAAGCUUUUACAGCAAAUUCAGAAGGAAAGAAAAGAGCGAUUAAACCGCAUAAUAAAUCAAGCCUUAUAUCAACUACACCAAGGGAGACGAUUUGAUGACUUUGCAUACCAUGAUAACAUGGAUAGCGAUGGCGAAAACAUAGAUGACUUCAAUACAAAUUUAGAAAGGUUGACCAAUACAAAAGUUAAUGAGGAUGAAAUUCACACCAGGCGCAAUUUACCAGUUGAAGAUGAAAAAAUACUUAUGCAUUACGCAUUCCCAGUUAAUCUAAGAGUUGAAGGUUAUUUACAAACUCCAUUAGAAUAAAGCUUUGAAUUUA